Messenger RNA from Malus domestica (apple), 1650 nucleotides. RefSeq lists its product as uncharacterized. Lineage: Eukaryota; Viridiplantae; Streptophyta; Magnoliopsida; Rosales; Rosaceae. The record is from RefSeq and is a predicted model, not a curated record.
AGGAGAGGAGAGCGGAAGUGUAUGGGCAACUGCUUCCCAGGUGGUGGAGCUCACGGCGGCGAUGCUGCAGAUGCAGCUACAGGAAUGGAUGGGAGUGUAUGGGAACUGGGAAAGCAAAGAAGCCAGGCAUGUUGUCUCCAGUUGCCCGAAUUAUCCCAGAAGAAGAAUCGACCCCCUUGUGUGUCUUUAGCCAGGCCGAAAUACAAGCAAUGUCCUGACUCACCCUUCACGAUCUCAAAGGGAGAAUGUUUUCCGCUUCUAGGGGAGCAAUUCACAAGGGAAAAAACUCCACAGCCACGUAUGUUGUCCGACCCACCCUCCGUCAAUGUGUCCAUGUACCUUGACAAUGACAAUGGCAUCACUUAGUUAGCCCAAGUGUCAAUUGUUUUCUUGGCUUUCUUAGCUUGCAACUAGCUAUAUAAGCUGAGAUGAAACCAUUUGGGUAAAGGUGGUAAAGGUUCAAGUGGGGUUCUAACAUUUUCCAAACAAAUGUGCAGCGAGAAGCUGAUUGUCUCAAUAGAAUCGACCAUCCCUGGAUCACUAAGCCAAUUGGAUACUGCUGGUAUGAGCCAAAUGCAGGAUGAUUGUGGUGUACAAUCGAAUCACUGGGACUCUUAUGGAGCAUCUGGAAACGCAUAAGCUGUUUCUCAGUUGGCGGCACUGGAUGAGGGUGGCUCAAUUGGUAUCUUCAGUCAUUUGUUUUUUCCGCACCAUUCAAAUGGAAGGCUACAGGGUUGCCUUCUACCUAAGUUAUAUGCUCAGAAUGUCUACCGUAAAGACAAGCUUCUUUUCUUAACUUCACUAAUUAAUUUAAAUUUAGCUUUCAAAGUUGCUAAACUAGUCUUUGUACAAUUUGCAGCUCGCAAAGGUUGCCAAAUUUUGCCUCAUUGAUAAUGAGGGUAAGCCAUAAACAUUUUUGCCUGCGAAAAGACUAGCAGGUCAGCCCCAACGGGUGAUUAGCCACUAUGGUAAGGUUUUUUUAAAGAAUUCUUGUGUAGUGCCUUUUAUUUAUGGUAGAAAAAAAUGAGAAAAUUAACUUGUCCUCUUAGUAUAAAUUCAAUCAUAGCUUAAGAAAAGAAUAACUAGAGUAAUAAAUAAUCAAGAAACCAAAUCUAUAUAUCUAGAAAUUUAGAUUCUGAUAAAUAUUGAAAAAUCACUAAAUUGGGGUGCAUUAGAUUUCAAUAUAUAGAUUUGGUUUGUUGCUUAUUUAUUACUCUAGUUAUUCUUUUCUUAUAGCUAGGAUUGAAUUUAUACUAAGAGGACAAGUUAAUCUUCUCAUUUUAUUCUACUAUAAAUAAAAGGCACUGCACAAGAAUUCCUUAAAAAAACCUUACCACAGUGGCCAAUCACCUGAUAAGGCUGACCUGCCAGUCUUCCCACAGGUAAAUAUGUUGCUGGCUUGCCCUCAUUAUCAAUGAGACAAAUUUGGCAACCUUUGCGAGCUGCAAAUUGUAUAAAGACUAGUUUAGCAACUUUGAAAGCUAAAUUUAAAUUAAUUAGUGAAGUUAAGAAAAGAACCUUGUUUUUACAGUAGACGUUCUGAGCAGAUAACUUAGGUCAUCUCUAACCGAAGGCUGGCCAGAGGGCUUGUUUUAGCUCUCUGGUCCUCUAAGAAAUUUAAUGAACAAUACAGGACCAUAUUUGCUUCUA